This is a messenger RNA of Astyanax mexicanus (Mexican tetra), 2312 nucleotides long. RefSeq names its product protein NipSnap homolog 2. NCBI's taxonomy places the organism in Eukaryota, Metazoa, Chordata, Actinopteri, Characiformes, Acestrorhamphidae. Gene Ontology annotation, cellular component: mitochondrion. Bases 68 to 928 code for a protein of 286 amino acids. The transcript has 10 exons. The record is from RefSeq and is a predicted model, not a curated record.
GCGAUUUAGAGAAACUUCAGUCCAGCCUUAUGUAGCAGGAACUGCAUCUGCUCGACAUUCAGGGAAGAUGGCGACGAGAAUCCUUCAGAGUCUGGGAAACGGCCUGAACCAGGCGAAAAAUGGGGUUCGGUCCAAACAGCAGGUGGCAUUAACUCUCAGGAGUCUAUCAGCAUCCUCAAACAGAAACCGUGAAGACAGCUGGUUCAAAUCUCUCUUUGUCCGAAAGGUCGACCCCAGAAAAGAUGCACACUCUCACCUCCUGGCCAAGAAAGAAGACAACAAUCUCUACAAAAUCCAGUUUCACAAUGUCAAGCCAGAGUGCCUUGAUGAUUAUAACAAACUUUGUGAAGCUGUCUUACCAAAUAUCCACUCGGACCCUCAGUACCCAUGUGAGCUGGUGGGCACCUGGAACACGUGGUAUGGAGAGCAGGACCAAGCAGUACACCUGUGGCGGUACAGAGGAGGUUACCCUGCAUUGACUGAAGUCAUGAACAAACUCAGAAAGAACAAGGAGUUUAUGGAGUACCGAGAAGAGCGUGGGAAGAUGCUGCUGUCCCGCAGGAACCAGCUGCUUCUGGAGUUCAGCUUCUGGAAUGAACCUGUGCCCAGAUCCGGACCUAACAUUUAUGAACUCAGAUCCUACCAGCUGAGGCCUGGAACUAUGAUUGAAUGGGGAAAUUACUGGGCUCGGGCCAUUGAGUUGCGGCAGCAGAACAACGAGGCUGUAGGAGGCUUCUUCUCUCAGAUCGGAAGCUUGUACAUGGUACAUCACCUCUGGGCUUACAAAGACUUGCAGUCAAGAGAGGAAACUAGAAACGCAGCCUGGCAGCAUGAGGGCUGGGAUGAAGCUGUCUACUACACAGUUCCCUUGAUUCAGCACAUGGAGUCAAGAAUAAUGAUUCCAAUGAAGACUUCACCCCUGAAGUAGUUUUUAGCAGCGGUCCUCACAGAAACCCACAAAUCAAAAGGAUUUUAUAAGAUUCCCAUUAUUAGUCAGAAUUUGCACUGCCAUGGAUUUCUGCUCAGUUUUUGAUCAUUUCUGGGGUUCUGGUCCUUCAUCAAUUUGUCAUUUUUAGGACGUGUCCUUUUCUCCCCAUUCCAUCAUGUUCAGUGGUCUUAUCUGUUCCUGAUUGAUCAGAACCCACUUGUCAAACACAAGACAGCUAAAUACAUACUGACCACUAAACACUAACUCUGCAUCAGCAGGGCUCCUGAAAUUUGACUUUUAAAGUAUGGAGGACAGCUUUAGAGCAAGAAAUAUUUUCACCGUUGUCAGUGCAGCAUGAGAAUUAAUGAAAUGGCAGUGGUGGUGUUUUAUUCAAAACCUCAAUAAGUCUCAGUUCAUUUUUGGGCUGUUAAUUUUGCCAUAGGCAUGACUCAUAUUUUUCGCAUUUUUUUAAAAAGUGCUUUGGUAGCAAGAACAUUUGUUUGAGUGUGCCAGACAUGGUCCAGCAUGGUAAUCAUAUAUUCAGGAGAUUUUUUUUGUUUGUUUGUAGGUUAAACAGGUUGACAUGCACGCAGUCUCGCUUUGAAAAGAAUAUUAAUUUGGGGUUUCACUCAUUUCAAACGUUUUUGGACUUCUGAACAUUUACUGUGGGUGGUUUCAUUGCAGUAAAUAUACCUAAAACCCCAUGGGUAAGUGAAAUUAACCCAUCUAGUGUAAAGCUUUCAUGUAUAAAUCAUGCCAAGUCAUGCCACUAGCCUUGCACUCUCACUUGCAGUAUGGUUCUUAAAAAAAAGCGGUUUAUGUACAAGCGUAUGGACUUUUCAGUUUUGUAUCAUUCAGUCACAGAUGCUGAAUAACUAAGACUAAGAAAAUGUUACCGAAUGGUUAUAAUGUGUGUGGUGAAUGGAUGAAAACAUUCAAGUUUCUUUUGUAUUUGCACUCCCUUCUUAAAUGAAGAACAAAAACGGUUGAAAUGCCUCUUUACUAAAUCAAACUUUUGAUUUGCAGAACAUUCUUGUAUUGAUUACCUAUCACUGACUAGAUUACAGCCAUGGCUUGUGUAACAAACUGUAGUACAUGUUCUAUAUUAAUGAAAUUAUAGAUGAAACUCUCAAUACUGAUCAUCGGAUGAUGUUGGCUUUGAUCAAACCCUGGCCAUGUAUCACAAAAGCUAGAAACUCCAUCUUAACACUCUGAAGUGCAGGCCUACCUGCCAUUUUUAGGUCUGCUCAGCCAUACUGUGAGACUUGGUUGGAAACUGAAUUAUGAACACUUUCUUAAUGUGUAAUGUGGUUUUAUUUAACAUCCAGUGCUUUGAAAAGUUUAGCUGUACAUACUGAAUUAAAUUUGAUUGAACUACAGACAA